This is a messenger RNA of Urocitellus parryii (Arctic ground squirrel), 1405 nucleotides long. It is a transcript of the gene Etv7, whose product is annotated as ETS variant transcription factor 7. Lineage: Eukaryota; Metazoa; Chordata; Mammalia; Rodentia; Sciuridae. Gene Ontology annotation, molecular function: DNA-binding transcription factor activity, RNA polymerase II-specific; sequence-specific DNA binding. Gene Ontology annotation, cellular component: nucleus. Gene Ontology annotation, biological process: cell differentiation; regulation of transcription by RNA polymerase II. The record is from RefSeq and is a predicted model, not a curated record.
CCUGCUCGCCGGGGCCCAGGGUUCACGCCCCGGCGCUUCUCGCCAGAUUUCGCCCCAGGCGACCUUUCAGUUCUCAGCGCCGAGCAAGGGGCCUCGGGGAGAGGGGCAAGGAGCACGGCCCCGUGCCCAGCAGCGCCAGCCGGGAGCGCUCGCGACAGAAAGCCGGUGGCCCCUCACCUCCACCUGGGAUGCAGGAGGGAACACUGGCCUAUUCUCCUGUAGGUCCUGCAGCGGCCACACCCCCCUUAGGCACCCAGGUCCAAGCCAGAUGUGAAGCUCAAGUGCAACUGCUGGGUGAGACUGGGAUCUGCAAGCUUCCAGGAAGACUCCGCCUCCAGCCGGCGCUGUGGAGCAGGGAGGACGUGCUGCACUGGCUGCGCUGGGCCGAGCAGGAGUACUCGCUCCCGGCGCCCCCCGAGCGCGGCUUCCAGCUGAACGGCCGCGCGCUCUGCAUCCUCACCAAGGACGACUUCCGCCGCCGCGCUCCAGGUUCAGGUGACGUCCUGUAUGAGCUGCUCCAGUUCAUCAAGACCCAGCGGCGAGCCCUGGUGUGCAGGCCCUUCCUCCCGGGGACCUGCAGGCAGAGGACGCGCCCCGGGCUGCCCCAGGCCCCGGAAGAGCCCGGCUGCAGGACCAGGGGGGUCUGCUCCUUCCCCAGGAUGCCACGGGCCCCCAUUGACGGCAGGAUCGCAGACUGCCACCUGCUGUGGGACUACGUGUACCAGCUGCUCCGGGAYGCCAGGUACGAGCCCUACGUCAGGUGGGAGGACAAGGACGCCAAGGUCUUCCGAGUCGUGGAUCCGAACGGGCUCGCCAGACUCUGGGGGAACCAAAAGAACCGGGUGAACAUGACCUAUGAGAAGAUGUCCCGUGCGCUGCGCCACUAUUACAAACUGAACAUCAUCAGGAAGGAGCCCGGGCAGAAGCUGCUGUUCAGGUUCCUGAAGACUCCAGAGGAGAAAGUCCGGCACAAGAGCAGCCACCUGGAGCAGCUGGAGAGCCAGGAGCAGGGYGGGAUGGACUUCAAGGACAAGAUGCUUGUGGUCCCUCUGUGAGCGGCCAGCAGGCUCCGGGCACAYGGAUGGGGCGGAGACCAAGYCUCCCCUGGAGGCAGCCCCCUGGCUCAUCGCAGGGCGGUGGGGAUUCCCAGCCAGAUGGUGUGAUCCUGGAAUCKUCGCUGCCAUCUGGAACUCCAAGCUGCCUGGGACCUGGGGUGGCUGAGAGCUGGGAGGCCUCACACCCAGGACACUGGGAGAGGCUGGUCGUCCUUUGUGUAAUGCAAACAGACUGGACUGUCUUGCUGCCCUACCCUGGUACCUGCCCAGCCCAGGAGAGGUGGCCAGGCUCUGGCCCUGCCCGAGAGAGGACUGGAGGUCCCUCACGGAGGCUCAGUUUUCCUCAUCUG